GGGACCGCUGCGUCCCAGGCUGGAGACUUGAGACAACCGUGUGCACAAGGAGUACGUGUAGAUGUGUGUACUACUUCUAGGGACAAGCUCGUAGCCGCCAUACUGAUCCUGUUGUGCAUAAUCGCCGUCAUCUUCCUCAUUGUCCUGGCGGUCAUCGUGUUUUGGAGGAAAACAGAAACGAUCGACGCGGCUACAGAAACCGAACCGUAUCUUUUUCCGCUUGUAAACCUCACGUCAAGCGUUUCAGCUGCGAGCACGGCAGGCACAACAAGGGCGUUACCACCAGCUACUACACGAGCUCCAUCAACCACUCCUACAACAAUGACGACGGCCACCACGGAAACCACCAUGAUGACGACAACCACCGAAACGACGACGAUCAUAACUACGAUCAGCAACACAACGACAACACCAAAGUGUGACAUAUAUGAUAUAGUACCACCAUGCAACUUGACCAUCCUCCGCAAACCUACGAGGUACACUAUAACUUCACCAGGAUAUGGAGCGGGUCAUUACAACAGCAACCUCUGCUACCGAAAAUGCUUCGAGGGAUACGGGUGCUUUCUGAAAAUUAAUACGAUCUCCUUCAAUAUGGAACCCCGCGGCCCCGAUGGAGUGUGCAAAGACUACUUCGAGCUUCGAAACUCUGGGACUGGAAUUCCGGGAUCCGGUGCCCACAUCGGCCCCGUCUGUGGAACCGAGGGUAUAAGCGCUGACGCAGGCGAGAGUGGUAGGAUAGUAACUCUAUUUCGCAGUAACGAGAAAAUUGAAGAAGCGGGAUACAAGCUGGAAUUUGUUUUCUACGCCAAACCACCGGACCGGUGCGGCUAUUAGAGGGUGGCGGCACAACGGCAAAGGUCAGUUCCACACCGCAACAGUCCGACGAGGCUUACCUGCAACGGCAACGACGAGGCUGGCUUUAAUGCUUGAACUCUACGGAUGAUUCCAACUUUUUACGUUUCUGUAUUUCCAAGUUAUUAGCAUACGAUAACGCGAUUGCAUGGGAUGUCUGCAAUGAUAUACGUCGGUUUGAUUUCGC
This is a messenger RNA of Ornithodoros turicata, 1039 nucleotides long. RefSeq lists its product as uncharacterized. The record is from RefSeq and is a predicted model, not a curated record. NCBI's taxonomy places the organism in Eukaryota, Metazoa, Arthropoda, Arachnida, Ixodida, Argasidae. The coding region runs from base 322 to 834 and encodes 170 amino acids. The transcript is spliced from 6 exons.